Molecule: messenger RNA, 763 nt
Organism: Gastrolobium bilobum
Lineage: Eukaryota; Viridiplantae; Streptophyta; Magnoliopsida; Fabales; Fabaceae
Product: germin-like protein subfamily 1 member 11
Exons: 2
Coding region: 1-666 (221 amino acids)
Cellular component (GO): cell wall
Molecular function (GO): manganese ion binding
Source: RefSeq, a predicted model, not a curated record
AUGAAGACUGGUGGUUACUUGAUCCUUACAGCAUUCUUGGCUUUGGCAUCAUGUACCUUAGCAUUUGAUCCCAGCCCUCUACAGGACUUUUGUGUGGCCAUCAAUGACACAAAGAUGGGUGUUUUUGUGAAUGGAAAAUUCUGCAAAGACCCAAAACUUGUUAGUGCAAAUGAUUUCUUCUUUUCACUCAAGCAAGGAAACACAUCUAAUCCACUUGGUUUCAAAGUGACUCCUGCUAGUGUUAAUGAGAUACUAGGACUGAACACUCUUGGCAUGUCCCUUGCUCGCAUUGACUUUGCACCUAAAGGCUUAAAUCCUCCUCACACUCACCCUAGAGGCACUGAGAUACUUGUAGUUUUGGAGGGUACCCUUUAUGUUGGUUUUGUUACAUCCAACCCAGAGAACCGUCUCAUCACCAAAGUACUCAACAAAGGAGAUGUCUUUGUGUUCCCAAUUGGUCUCAUUCACUUCCAAUUCAAUGUUGGUUAUGCAAAUGCUGUUGCUAUUUCUGGACUUAGCAGCCAGAAUCCAGGAGUUAUAACAAUUGCUAAUUCUGUAUUUGGGUCCAAUCCACGCAUAUCUAAAGAAGUUCUUACAAAGGCUUUUCAAGUGGACAAUAGAAUAGUGGACAAUCUUGAGAAACAAUUCAGGUGGAAUAACAACUAGAAUAGAAGGCAUUGUGAUAUGUGUAUGAACCACUAAAUUUAUUUGAAUUGUUAGUUUUGUUUAUGCUUUUACCUUGUGCGACCAUAUUGGCCAUUGG